AAUUACACAUAAUAUUUUGGGUAUGGUUUCUGUGCAAAUACGAGUGUCGGUUCUUGGGUUCUCUGCACAAACUGAAAAGCCUUUGUACUCUUCUUCUCUCGACAUCACACACAAUUCUUUAAUAAAUAAAAAUUAACAUCCACUUCUCAAUUUUCAUUCCAAUCAUUUUCUUUAAAUCUUAACCAAUUGAAUCUCAACUUUUUCGUCACAUAAAAUAGACUUAUCAUCAACCAUUGUUCAUUUUGUUAGUUACAUUCUGUUUCUCCAUUUUACAAGCCAUCACAUUCACCUCAACAAACUUCAUUUAAAACUACCAUUACCUGAUUUCAUACCUUAUUCUUCAAUUCAGAAUGGAGAGCACAAGAUUAAGCCAAUGGUUAAAGUUAAACCUUCUGGUGUUUGUACUUGUAUUGUUGAAGGCAGAAGCUGCUUAUGUACCAAUCAGUUAUGUCCACAAUGCAGUAAUAAAAGGAGCCGUUUGUUUGGAUGGAAGUCCACCAGCUUACCAUUUUGAUAAAGGAUUUGGAACUGGAAUUAACAGUUGGUUAGUUCAAUUUGAGGGAGGAGGAUGGUGCAACAAUAUCACAACUUGCCUUGGUCGCAAGAUGAAUCGUUUAGGUUCAUCAAAGCAAAUGGCUAAGCAAAUUGCCUUUUCAGGAAUUUUAAAUAACAGGAGACUGUUUAAUCCAGAUUUCUACAAUUGGAACAGAAUCAAGGUUAGAUAUUGUGAUGGUUCAUCUUUUACUGGUGAUGUGGAAAUAGUCAAUCCAGUAACUAAGUUGCACUUCAGAGGAGCAAGAGUUUUUAAUGCUGUCAUGGAAGAGUUGCUAGCAAAAGGAAUGAAAAAUGCUAAAAAUGCUAUUAUCUCAGGAUGUUCAGCUGGAGGAUUGACUUCAAUACUGCAUUGCGAUCGAUUUCGAGCUCUUUUACCGCAAGGUGCUAAAGUAAAAUGCCUCUCAGAUGCCGGUUACUUUAUCAAUGCAAGGGAUGUAUCUGGAACACAGCAUAUUGAACAGUUCUUCAGUCAAGUUGUUACUACACAUGGGUCUGCAAAUAAUUUGCCUAGAUCAUGCACUUCAAGACUCAAUCCAAAGCUGUGCUUUUUCCCUCAAUAUGUUGUAUCACAAAUCACUACACCAAUCUUCUUUGUCAAUGCGGCAUACGACUCGUGGCAGAUUAAAAACAUUUUGGCGCCGGGUGUUGCCGAUCCUCAUGGACACUGGCAUAGCUGCAAAAUGGAUAUAAACAACUGCUCUUCUAAUCAGCUAGAUCUAAUGCAAGGCUUCAGAACAGAAUUCCUAAGAGCAUUGACUGUUCUAGGAAACUCUCCAUCCAAAGGAAUGUUCAUAGACUCUUGCUAUGCUCAUUGCCAAACUGAAAUGCAAGAAACAUGGUUUAGAAGCGACUCUCCAUUGUUGGCCAAGACAACCAUAGCAAAGGCUGUAGCAGACUGGUUUUAUGAAAGAAGGCUUUUCCAUCAGAUAGAUUGUCCUUACCCUUGCAAUCCAAGUUGUCACAACCGCGUUUUCGAACCACAAGACAACCCAGAAAAAAAUGUCAGCACCAAAGGAACUUCAGGUGCAUCAGCUAUAAAGCUCAGUUUUCCAAAAUUAUCAAACAAGGCACAAUGGAUUGAGCUUUUGUGCAUUAGAACCGGCGGGAUUCUACUAACGUUGGUUAUUCUGGUCAUCCUAUAAAAGCUGAUAUUUGCCGAUUUAAUUUUGACCCAACUGGACCAUUUCGCCGUACAAAAUUAAUGGAUUUGUCAAAUGGGUGCUGACACUGCUGAGCAAGAAGGAAUGAAAGCCAAUUUCAUUUAUGUGAAUCACUUUAUGCUUCAUACAUGACUUGUAUAUACUCCAGAUAGAGAGCUUCAUUGUUAGGUCCAAUUAGCAGCAACUUCUCAAUUCAUGCAUCAAAACCUUAAACAACUUAUAAUAUGAGACUAGACUAUGGUUGUAAUAAUUGAAUUAGUGCAAGGUGCACAAAAUCUACUGGUGAAGGUGCAAUUUAAUGCUGACAGCAAAAUGGCAUACAUCAUGUUGCCAUGUAAGCACAUAAUUCAAAAGUUUUACUUGAGCUUGUUGAAGUCUUCCUUUGUUGUCUUUAGCACAAAGGAAACAAUUAGCAAGGAUACUAUAAUUUUCAUGGACUAUUAGCAAGGUAUAAAGUUCCAUGAUUGGCCUGACAUGUUAUUGCAGCUGCUUGUCAAUUUGUUUGGACUGGUGCAUCUGAAGAUCUAUUUGUAAUUUUGUAUCAUAUACACCUAAGGGUUGAUUCCUUUUUCUGGUGGCUAAUUCCAUUUGCUUUUUCUGUAACUUCUUUAUUUGUCAAGACAGAGACCAUUUUAAAUGUUACCUUACCAAUACCUAUAGUUGUAACUGAUAGAUUCAGACAGAGAUAAAUUUGUAUGUAUCCCUUGCAAUGUACCAAUAUACCUAUAGUUGUAACUGAUAGAUUCAGACAGAGAUAAAUUUGUAUGUAUCCCUUGCAAUGUACCAAUACCUAUAGUUGUAACUGAUAGAUUCAGACAGAGAUAAAUUUGUAUGUAUCCCUUGCAAUGUACCAA
This is a messenger RNA of Cicer arietinum (chickpea), 2569 nucleotides long. RefSeq names its product pectin acetylesterase 8-like. The record is from RefSeq and is a predicted model, not a curated record. Gene Ontology annotation, biological process: cell wall organization. Gene Ontology annotation, cellular component: plant-type cell wall. Gene Ontology annotation, molecular function: pectin acetylesterase activity. Lineage: Eukaryota; Viridiplantae; Streptophyta; Magnoliopsida; Fabales; Fabaceae.